Molecule: messenger RNA, 3684 nt
Organism: Pestalotiopsis fici W106-1
Lineage: Eukaryota; Fungi; Ascomycota; Sordariomycetes; Amphisphaeriales; Sporocadaceae
Exons: 1
Coding region: 1-3684 (1227 amino acids)
Biological process (GO): protein desumoylation
Cellular component (GO): nucleus; cytoplasm
Molecular function (GO): SUMO-specific endopeptidase activity
Source: RefSeq, a predicted model, not a curated record
AUGCUUUCCAAACUUGCGAAAUCAAUCGGCGCCAUCGUUCCUAGUAACACACUCAACAGUCCAGCGUCACGUUCGUCGCUGCCACUAGCACCAUACGCCAGGGACGAGACAGAUCCGCCAUUGAAGAAACGUAGGGUAGACGAGGACGGGGACAAGGACGAGGACAAGGACGAUGAGGUCGAAACCGACGAUCAAAACGAGGACAGCAGAUAUCCGACUCUUCAGGCCACAUUUGCAGUCGACAUGGGCCGUGAUAUGCCUCCCCCGGAGCGCAAGGCUUCUUUCAACAGCACUCACUCUGCGCCGCGUUGGCAACGGGCACCGAGCGUUCAAUCAACGGGCGGAACAUCGAAUUACAGGCCUCCAAGCACUCACUCUAUGGGCAAAAACUCCGUACAGCAAAGUCGCGUGGAUGAGUACCGCGCAAUGGAACAGCGGACAAUGCUACCAAAGAAAACGAGGCAGCGAAAAAAGAAGCCUGUUAAUUCGGCAUCAAAUCCCGAACAAAUUCUUGACAGUGAUGAAGAGGAGGAAGAAGAACCUGCCCUAGUUGUAUCCAAUGGGAUGUCAAAUCGAGAGCAUGACACACAUGGAUAUUGCGAUACCGUUCGUUAUAGUCAGCAUUUCGCAAAAUCUAGACCGAACGGAUCUAAUCAAGCUCUCACACCGAACUCCAAAAGGAAAGCAUCGGGGCAAUUGCCAGGCCCCCCAGUCAAGCUAUCCAGAAACUCAAGUCCGGACCCUUUAUCUCAGGGAGUUGGACAAAAUCGUCAAGAACGCUCCAGGAAACGGGUCUUGAACUCUCAGAGUGAAUCGACUCGAGGAGUAAUUACAGCCACCAGCUUCCCUUCUAAACGCACACCCCAAUAUGCAAGACACACCAAAAGUGAACCGGACAACAGUCUCGUCAAUCUUUCCAGUCCCGUCAGAUCGUCAUUGAAAAGGGGACUCAAGUUGAAAGUGGCUGUUUCAGGCGCUUACAGCUAUUCGCAUGAAACGUGUGAGCCGAAAUGCCUGCUUCGCACGGAGGAUGUCAGCACUAUUCUUCUCCCAAUGCCACUUGAGGGAGGCUCAACCGAAGAUUUCCUAUCAGAGUAUAGUUAUCUGCAAGUCAAUUUGGCUAAAGUUCACUCUAUAAAGUAUGAAAUCGCCAAUCAUACUGUACUUAUUGAGCGGUCUGUCGAUGCGACAACUCCAGGUCUUCCCAAGCUCUACUUGGUAUUUGACGGGCCUGGGGACUUGGCGGGCUUCUUAAAAUGGGUCACAAUGAAGCGGAAAGAAGCUGUAUUACUCAAGAGGGAAGAAGUUCCCGGAGACAAGUUGAUCAAAACAGUCAACCACCUUUUGCAAAGGUCUACAAAACACAAGAUGCCGAAAAGCCCCAAUGAUACCCCCAAAGAUGCUCAGGAUCAUCUUGCAGAGGAUAUUCAACUCAUGGCACACAAACGCACGCGUCGGCAGACGCUCGUAAGCCAGAAUGACAUGCGCAAGUCCGUGUCUCGUUCAACAAAGCAAGCAACAGAGGCUCCAGAGGUUAUCGAUGAUGAAGAUGAAAUCACCUCGGUCCCCGAAACUCCCCAGGCUUCGGCAUCUCGAACUCGAAGACGAUUUGCCGUACUGGCUGAGAGUCCACCAACGCCCAAGUUGUGGACAAAGGAGAACCCCGAAUGGGUAGAGAAAAACUGGCGGAACUCUUUGGUCUUCCCUCCGCAAGGAAAGAACAGAGCCAGCGUGGACGCAAACGACAUUGAAAGGCUCGAUGAGGGCGAGUUUCUAAAUGAUAAUCUGAUUAUCUUUUACCUGCGAUACCUUCAGGACAAGCUGGAGAAAGAAAACCCACAGGUUGCAGAGCGUAUCCAUUUCCACAACACAUUCUUCUAUGAUAAGCUCAAACCCACGCGUAGCGGUGCCGGCAUUAAGUAUGACGGGGUCAAAGGUUGGACAACCAAAGUCGAUUUGUUUAAGAAGGAUUUCAUUGUGGUUCCCAUCAACGAGUAUCAGCAUUGGUAUGUGGCAAUCAUCUACAAUCCAUCCAAGCUCGAUCCAUCACAGCAAGUUUCGCCCAUUGUAGCAAAGCCAGUCGCCUUGGACUUGACGACGCCAGAAAAGCCAGAAAAGCCAGAAACGGAAGUUUUGACGAUAACUGACACCCAGUCAACCAAUCCGGAAGCCGAUGUAGAGAUGCAGGAUGGCGCUCAUGUUGUUGAAACAGAGUUGCGCAGGAUGUCAAUAGGGAGCGCCAAAGGUAGUGUUGAUAUCGAUGCUGAUGCGUCACGACGAGUUACAACCUCGCAACAUGAAGACGAGCGAGUCAAAGCUGCCGAGAAAGAGAUAUACGAUGUUGAUGCAGACAGCGAGAUCCAGCCAGGAAGCCCGCCUUCAAGCAGUGCACACCGCAAGAUGAAGAAGACAGGUCCAGGAUCGAAGAAGCACCAUGAUCCCAAUCAACCAAAGAUCAUCACAUUGGAUUCGCUUGGUUCAGCUCACUCGCCUGCAUGCACCCAUUUGAAGCAGUAUCUUAUGGCUGAGCUCAAGGACAAGAAGGGCAUCGAAAUUUCUGACCCGGGCGCAUUGGGCAUGACCGCAAAAGGAAUUCCGCUUCAAGAGAAUCAUUGUGACUGCGGCUUGUACCUGCUAGGUUAUGUUCGCCACUUCCUGGAGAACCCGGACGCGUUUGUGCACGGACUGCUACAUUAUGAUGAACCGACGUGGUCUUUCGUAUCUUCAGAUAUGCGACAUGAAAUCAGGAACCUGAUCUUUAUGUUGCAAGCCGAGCAACAAAAGCGAGAGGAUGCUGAGCAGGAAGCCAAAAGGCAGAGAAAACGCCAGGCUGCGGAAGAAAGGAGGAAUAAAAGCCGACCAACGUCAAGCGCAAGUGAUGACAAGGAGCCGCUGGCAAUCUCAAGCUCUGCAGCGACUCAAGGUACCCAAGCAUCGUCAUCUGAAGAUACAGUGUCGCCUCAGAAGCCAAUCAAACACGACACUAUUGACGCGUCCUCAAUACUUCAACCUCGGCCUAUGGCUCAAAGCAUCGAGACAGAUGAGGUUGUACCAGCAGACAAUGACCCGCAGAAGAUAUUGCCAGAAUCUCGUGUGAAAACUGACGCUCAUGGUGAGACGAAAGAGCCGUGUGAGGCAAGCACGUCCAUGCCAGGAUCAUUUCCAGGCAGCCAGCAGAUGGCCUUGUCACCUAAGCGGUCAGGCAGCAUCGAUACUCAGAAGGGGUUCAUUCAUGGGAUCAAGUCUCCAGAAUUACGUGGCCAUACAUCAGACAAUCCUGUAGAGGUGCAUGACGAGGCGGAUGGCUCGCCAUCGUUGAUGAAAGAACUUGAGGACCAUAUUGCGCAGGCCAAGAGCCCCAAUACCAGACGCACACCACGCAAGCAAGCUUCGAGACUCAAUUCUGAGACAAGAGGAAGUUCUGUCGAGGCGCAUCAGACGCUUCGAUCACCAAGCACUAAUAUCGCGGUGAUUCUUUCGUCUCAAAAAAGUCCUAGAAAAGAUUACACUGUAACCAAAUUUCCGAGUUCGCAGACAACGGAGACAGGCCACAGGAGCGGAAUGUUUUCGGGAGCUACAUCACAGCGGCAAGAGGAGACGGUGGUGAGUGUCAAGUACGUGGGACAGCGUAAUCGAUCUAAGGAAGAUUACAAAGAAGGCAACGAGACCAUCGUUGUGGACUAG